Molecule: messenger RNA, 450 nt
Organism: Aureobasidium melanogenum CBS 110374
Lineage: Eukaryota; Fungi; Ascomycota; Dothideomycetes; Dothideales; Saccotheciaceae
Exons: 2
Coding region: 1-450 (149 amino acids)
Source: RefSeq, a predicted model, not a curated record
AUGGAUGGCUUUGGUGAUUUGACGAGCCCAGAUGCUCUCAAACAACUUCAAGCAGAGAUAGCGGAGAAGGUUGCCAACAAGGAAGAGAUACUCGUCCCUCUUCACUUCCUCUAUUGGAGCAAUGGCAAAGAAGACAAAGUCCCCGGUCCCAACUCUAAGAUGACCCAACAAGACCCAGACGAAUACCUCGAAGUACUGAGCAAGAAGUACUCCGCAGACUAUGAUGUGAACCUGGUCUUUACCAGUCUGCCUCCCAACUACACCGUCUGGAAGCAAAACCCUCCUCGCAGCGACAUCUACCUCUAUGGUCACCCUCGCGGCAGAUUCCCUUCAGUUGACCAGUUUACCUAUCACGUCUGGAGCCUGCUCAACAACAAGGUCGCAGAGUGCGACUGCAGACUCUGUGAAGGCAAUGUCAGAGGUCAGAGCAAGGACAAGGACAAGACCUAA